AUGACGCGCAAGAUUUGCGUCACGGCCGUAGAUGGCAACACGGGCUUCGCCAUCGCCGAGCUUCUCCUCCAACAUCGAGAGUUCUCGCGAAAAAUCGACUCCGUGGUCGGUCUAGCCUUGGAACCCAAGUCAGAGCGAGCCCAGGAGCUCAAGAGCAUGGGGGCGACGAUUAUUCCCCAUACUCUCGGCCGCGUCAAGGACAUGGUAAAGACGCUCAGGGAUGCGGGCGCAGACACAAUUUGUCUGGUACCACCGGCACACAAAGACAAACUCGAUAUAUGCGUCGAGUUGGUUGACGCGGCAAAAAAGGCCCAAGUCGCAAAUGUCUGUCUGAUUAGCUCGGCGGGAUGCGACUAUGCAGAUCCCACAAAGCAACCUCGACUCCGGGAGUUUAUCGACCUAGAGGCCCUCGUCUUGCAGUCCAAGGGUGACGCCAGCACACCUACCGGUGGUUCGCCCUGCGUUAUCCGGGCAGGAUUUUAUGCCGAGAAUCUCCUCCUAUAUGCUCCACAGGCAAAUGAGGAGGGUAUCCUCCCAUUGCCAAUUGGUGAGAGCCACAAAUUCGCCCCCGUUGCUCUUGGGGACGUUGCCCAGGUCGCGGCUCAUGUUCUCACGGGUAAAGGGAAGCACGGAUUUGAUGACAAGCAUAGGGGACAAAUGAUGAUAGUCACUGGGCAUGAGCUAGCUACCGCCGCGGGCAAGGCACUUGGUACGGAGAUGGAAUUCGAAAACAUAUCCCAGGCCGAGGCAAAACGUGUGCUCAAGGCACAGUCGGAUAGUGACCAGUCUGAGCUGCAAUACCUUCUCGAGUACUACAGCCUGGUGCGUGAGGGUAAGACCAACUAUAUCGCGACUACUGCGUUUCAUGACGUUACGGAGAGUCAUCCAACUGAACCCGAUGAGUUCUUCCGGUUGUAUCAAACUGAGUUCCGGCCCAGUAAGAAGGUCAAGCAUAAUCACAACCACAAGUAG
Molecule: messenger RNA, 972 nt
Organism: Metarhizium album ARSEF 1941
Lineage: Eukaryota; Fungi; Ascomycota; Sordariomycetes; Hypocreales; Clavicipitaceae
Product: NAD(P)-binding domain protein
Exons: 5
Coding region: 1-972 (323 amino acids)
Source: RefSeq, a predicted model, not a curated record